AUGGAGAGAAUAGUAACAUCAAGGUUAGAAGGUUAUGUAGAGUCAAAAUUUAUAUUAGAUAAAGAACAAGAAGGUUUUCGACAUUUCCGCUCCACCGACAAUGCUUUAUUAACAUUUGUUCAAAACAUCUUUAAUGGAUUUAAUAAAGAUGAAAGUACUAUCGCAUUAAUGAUUGACCUUGAAAAAGCCUAUGAUAGUAUUUGGAGAGAAGGACUUUUAACAAAACUACAUGGAUAUGGAAUAAAAGGUAAAAUCUGGAUGUGGAUAGAAAAUGUUUUAAAAGAUAGAGAAGCAAGAUGUAAUAUAAACAAGCAUCAGGGACAAUGGUUUAAAACUCAAAUUGGGCUUCCACAAGGAUCAGUAAUAUCCCCCUUACUUUUCAACAUCUUUAUUAUUGAUAUUUUUGCCAAAAUUUCCUCUAACAAAUGUAAAUUUGCUGAUGAUGGGACAAUCUGGAAAACAGGCAAAGACAAACAUGAACUAGUAAAGGAGUUACAAAAAGAUAUUAACUCUAUCCAUGAAUGGUCAACAAAAUGGAGAAUAAACCUUAGUAUAGAAAAAACAGAAUUUUGUGUAUUUUCCAGAAAUGGUAUGACAAAAGAAAACAUCAAGAUAAUGUUACAAGGAAAGGAAUUAAAAUACAAUCCAAACCCCAAAAUUUUGGGCCUUACUUUAGAUGAAAAAUCUUUCACUGAUGGCUCCUGCAAAGGAAAUCCAGGUCCAUGUGGUGCUGGGGCAGCUAUUUUAAUAUCAAACAGCACAGAACAUGUGGAGUUAACCCAGCCAGUUUCCAAUAGAGGAUCUAUUUUAUUAGGGGAAUUAGUAGCUAUCAAGCUAGUAAUAGAUUUUCUUAUAAUUCCAAACAACAGAAAAAACACUGAAUCCAUACAAAUUUUCUCAGACAGCCAAUCAGCAAUUGGAAUUUUAACUUUAAAUUGGAAAUCUGAUAAUUAUGGCAAAACUAUUCAUGAUAUUAAAAUUGGUAUAUUGGCACUUAAAUCUGAAGGAAUCAUUGUUUCCAUUGAAUGGACCCCUGGACACGCUGACAUACAAGGUAAUGAACUAGCAGACCAACUAGCUAAAAAAGCAGCACAGGAGGCAGAAAAAAUACAAAGCAUUCCACUAUUUACAAAACAAGAUAUACAAAAAGGAGCAAAAGACAGUGUUAUGGUAAAAUGGCAAAACCGAUGGGACACCAGUGAUAAAAGAAGAAGAUAUUAUGCCUUUCAACAAAAUGUAAAAAAUACACUUCCAAAAGACAAGCCGUCAACUGAAAUAUAUAGAAUAACUACUAGUCUAAGAACAGGAUAUUGCAAUUUAAACUUUUACAAAUCAACAAUAUGCCCAGCACUCAUCGACAAAUGCAGCUGUGGACAAGUAGAAACAGUUGACCAUUACUUACUGGAUUGUGAAAAUUAUGAGGAGGCUAGAGAAAAACUCCGCUCAGCACUCUACUUCAUAACAGCAAAACUAACACUUGAAUCUGAAGUAUUGUUAGCAACAACAGAAAAUGAUAUUUACAAACAUCACAUAGAAGAUAUUCAACAUUUGUUAGGGGUCUUUAUUAAAGAUACUGGAAGGUUCACAAAAUAG
Mytilus trossulus (common blue mussel) is the source of this 1593-nucleotide messenger RNA. RefSeq lists its product as uncharacterized. The transcript has 2 exons. The coding region runs from base 1 to 1593 and encodes 530 amino acids. Lineage: Eukaryota; Metazoa; Mollusca; Bivalvia; Mytilida; Mytilidae. Gene Ontology annotation, molecular function: nucleic acid binding; RNA-DNA hybrid ribonuclease activity. The record is from RefSeq and is a predicted model, not a curated record.